This is a messenger RNA of Bombus pascuorum, 1704 nucleotides long. Its product is annotated as sorting and assembly machinery component 50 homolog. The coding region runs from base 153 to 1613 and encodes 486 amino acids. Gene Ontology annotation, cellular component: SAM complex; outer membrane. The transcript has 8 exons. NCBI's taxonomy places the organism in Eukaryota, Metazoa, Arthropoda, Insecta, Hymenoptera, Apidae. Gene Ontology annotation, biological process: protein insertion into mitochondrial outer membrane; mitochondrial respiratory chain complex assembly. The record is from RefSeq and is a predicted model, not a curated record.
CCACACUAUCCUAUUCUCGGUCAUUCCGAAUAUUUGAUUUAAAAAAAUUUACAUUUAUUUUUUACUAAGCAUUAAAAGAGAUCUGACAUAAUUUAUUAUAUGAUUUUAAUGUGAAUUCUUAUGCAAAUAGUAAAAAUUAAUUUCUAACAAAAAUGGGAACUGUUCAUGCGAAGGAAUCAAAUAUGUUUAGAAAUACAAACGAAUCUUCAAAUAAUGAAAGACAAAAUUUCAAAAAAGAUAAUCCUUCUUCACACAUUCAUGAAAAGAUGAAUUUACUUGAAAAAAGGAAAGAGAAAUCCAUUGAUCUUCAUUCAGUGAAGGCAAGAGUUGAUAGAAUACAUGUAGAUGGACUCAUGAGAACAAAAGAUGACAUAAUAAAAGCCCAAGUAACAGAAUUGUUUAAAGCUAAAGAUUUUUAUGAUAUUAUUUUACGUGCCUAUAAAGUGAGAGAAAAAUUGCAAGGUUUAGGAUGUUUUGGGAAUAUUGGAAUUUACAUUGAUACCAGUCAAGGUCCUCAUGCUACCCCAGAAGGCGUUGAAGUCACUUUUAUGGUACAUGAAAUGAGACGUCUAACAGGUGGAAUUAGCACUAUGGUUGGAAAUAACGAGGGUUCAGUUAUUAUUCAAGCAAAAGCACCCAAUUUAUUUGGAAGAGGAGAACGUCUUCAGAUGGAAUACUCUUAUGGUUCAAAAAGUUCAACUAAUAUAAGUAUAUCUGCUGUUAAACCAUUUAUAGGUAGUUGGCGUCAUAAAGUAUUAACUGGCAGUGUAUUUAACACAUCAAAUAGAUUCCCAUGGUCUGGUUUUAGUCAAUAUGAUAAAGGUUUAUUAUUAGAUAUUGCUUUUAACACAGAUGGGGCAGGUAUACUGAAGCAUAAUUUACAAUAUGAAGCUACAUAUAGGGAGAUUAUUUCGUCCAAACAAGCGUCGUUUCGCGUUAGAGAACAAUGCGGUCCAAAUUUGAAAUCUGCACUGCGACAUAUUUGUUCCAUUGAUAAAAGAGACUCGUUAAUAUUUCCUACUAUGGGAAGUCUCGUACAAUUUUCGACAGAAGUAGCUGGUCUCGGAGGAGAUAUUGGGUUUGUUAAAAAUGAACUUAUCAUGCAAACUAAUUGGACGCCUCAUGAAUAUGCAACCUUCCAGCUGGGUUUUCAAUCUGGAUUGCUUCGAGGAAUCAGCAAUGAUAUGAAAAUAAAUAUCGCCGAUCAAUUUUUCUUGGGUGGACCAUUGAAUCUUAGAGGAUUCGAUAUGAGAGGCUGUGGACCUCGCCACGAUGGAAAUUCAAUUGGAGGCGAUGUAUAUUGGGCACUUGCGCUUCAUUUAUACACACCACUGCCAUUUAGACCCGGUCGUCACGGUUUCGGUGAUUUGUUUAAAUUACAUGGUUUCAUCAAUGGUGGAAAUGUAUCAAAUUUCACUUUCAAAUUUGCAAAUGAUUAUAAGGAAAAUAUGAAAAUUUUUAAGGAAAAUGUUCGUUGUGCAGUUGGCGGGGGUAUUGCGAUGAAACUUGGAAAUAUAGCGAGAGUAGAAUUAAACUUAGUUAUGCCUUUGUUAUUUGUCAGAAGCGAUGUAUUGCAACAAUUUCAAUUCGGACUCGGAUUGCAGUACUUAUAAAUAACUUUUGGGAUAGUAAAUUGUAUAUUCUAUACUAUUUUUAUGUCAAUCGUACGCAUUUAAUGUAAAAUAAAUUACAAUUAUAAAUUUA